This is a messenger RNA of Ostrinia furnacalis (Asian corn borer), 1245 nucleotides long. RefSeq names its product protein app1. The record is from RefSeq and is a predicted model, not a curated record. Lineage: Eukaryota; Metazoa; Arthropoda; Insecta; Lepidoptera; Crambidae. The transcript has 2 exons. The coding region runs from base 382 to 1158 and encodes 258 amino acids.
CAUGGUAAUUGCAUUAAAAGUGGUUGUUGUUGUUAGUUCUUUGUUGAAUAAAUUUUAAUUUAUUAUUUGAUAAUAUACGUUAUUGUUGUAAUAAAUACGAAGUCUGAUAUCUUUAUCUUGCGAUACCGAUUAAUGUUUUACAACUUUAAUUUACAACUAAAACGUUUAUGAUACGAAGAAAUUAUCUUACUGAGGAAGUUGGUAGAUACCGUCGAUUGCAUAUUUAUUACGCUAAUUUAUUGCUGGAUUAUCGAAAUCCUGUUAAUAGUUAUUCGUAAUCCACUCUAUCACGUAGUUCGGCAAUGAUAUUUUAACUUUCGUUAGAUAAUUUCAUAGUAGCAUAUUGCUUGAAGCCUUUGUGAAGAGCGCAGGUUAGCAAAAAUGAAAUUCCUAGUGUUGGCUCUCUUCGUCGCGGCCGCCGUUGCCGUCCCAAUCCCUGAAGACAACGGUGAUGCAGUCGAGCUGAUCGUCAAUGGCGUGCCCGAAGGAGCAGCCCUAGAGCUGGGCGGGAUUGUGGACAUGCAACUGAAUGAACACGUCGACGGACAACUGGCUUCCUCUACCAACUUGCUGUAUCCCUUGACCGCUGUAGGCAUCGCUGAAGCCGCCGCCGCCGCCGCUGAAGUGGCUGCUGCCGAGGAAAUUGCUCCCACCCCCAUCCAAAUCGCUGAUGCCGCCGAACCCGAAUCUGACUUCCAUAAUGUCCCUGAAACCAUCAUCCUCCCCGAGCCCGCUGAGGUUGUUCCCGCUCCUAUCGUCAUGCCUGAGCCUGUGAUCCCCGUAGUGGUCCCUGAACCCAUCGUCAUGCCUGAGCCCGUCGUCCCCGAAGUCGUGCCUGAGUCCAUCGUGAUGCCUGCACCGGUUGCCCCUGAAGUGGUGCCAGAAUCGAUUGUCAUGCCUGAGCCUGUUGCCCCCGAGGUGGUGCCAGAAUCUAUCGUCAUGCCUGAGCCUGUUGUCCCUGAAGUGGUUCCUGAAGUUGCUGAGCCGGUCCCCGAGCCCGCUGCCCAAAUCCCUGGAGAGAUCUUCAACAACGGACUCGUCCAAGUCCAGGUUAACGCCCCCGAAGACGCUGGUAUGUUCUCGACCCUCCAGAACUGGUUCAGCCUGGUCGUCAACUACAUCAGCAGCGGCAUCCAGACCUCUCAGCAGAUCGUUUAAGUUUCAUUAAGAAUGUACUUUCAAAUGUUUUGUAAUCUUUAACGUAAGUUAGAUAAGUCGUUUGAAAGUAAAUAUUUUAGAAAUCUU